AUGGCGUUUGAUGAAUUUGUUGGGAUCAUGAAGGCUUUUGAAUUAAACAAGGCAUAUGAAGCAAAAGAAAAGAAGAAAGUUACUAAUGUUGAAACUGUUCAGAAUAGUGCAUAUGCUGAAGGUUCGAUGGCCUUGCUGUCAAGACAAUUUGCUAAGUACUUGAAGCAGACAAAGAAAGAGAAUGGAAGAAAUGCAGAGGUUGACAGUUCAUCAAAGAACAUUCAGUGCUUCGAGUGCAAAGGCUUUGGGCAUGUCCGUUCUGAAUGUGCAAAUCUGCUGAAGAAGAAGGCGCUGGCUUGCAUCAAGAGUGAUUCUGAUAGUGAUUCAGAUGAUGAAUUGGCCUUAAAUAAUUUUGUGACAUUGACAACGUUUGUCUCCAGUGUUGUACCAGAAUCUGCAACAGAACCUUCAACAGAAACUGAAGCAAAGAACUACGAGAUGUUGUAUGAACACUGGCUCAAAUUGGUUGAAGAAAAUUCAUUAUUGACUAAGGAGAAGAUCAAGUUAGAAGCUCAAGUUGCUGCAGCACAGAAGUAUGCAGUUCAGAAAGAAGAUGAAGCGACUCAAGCUAGAGUUCAGCUGGAAGAGACACAAAAGCAAUUGAGGAUGCUUAAUAAUGGUACAAAUCAAUUGAAUCAUAUUUUGAAUAUUGGUAAAAGUCCUAUGGAGAGACAUGGUCUUGGAUUUAAUGGAGAAUCCUCAAAAACAGAAACUGUUUUUUCGUCUGAGGGAAGAAGAGAGACUGCAGCUACAUCUGCUUCAGAGCCGAAGCCCAUAAUUGCUUCAGAGCCGAAGCCCAAAAUUGCUUCAGAAGCAAAGCCCAUAAUUGCUACAGAGCCGAAGUCCAGAGUUACUACAGGGACUGCUACUGCUACGAAGACUGCAACUACUUCAAAGAAAACUGCAGAAUUUCAUAGUGCACCUAGAAGAGUUUUUCGACCUGUUUGUCAUCAUUGUGGAGUUGCUGGGCAUAUUAGGCCAAGAUGUUUCAAGUUAUUGAGGGAGAAUCAUCGAAGGGAGCAAGCUUAUGAUGGGAGAUUUCGUGGUCCAACAUGUUAUUGUUGUGGAGUUGAAGGACAUGUUCAACGUCAUUGUUUUGGAUUCAAUCGAAGGUUCAGUUAUGAAGGUCAAAGGUUCAAGAACGUUUGGGUUAGGAAAGAUGAUCUCUAUCAAGAUGGUGUGAUGGGCUAUCAACCUUGUCGAUUUGAUCAAGGAAGAAUUUCGAAUUAG
Arabis nemorensis is the source of this 1230-nucleotide messenger RNA. Lineage: Eukaryota; Viridiplantae; Streptophyta; Magnoliopsida; Brassicales; Brassicaceae. The record is from the annotation of a GenBank genome assembly.